Argentina anserina (silverweed cinquefoil) is the source of this 3715-nucleotide messenger RNA. RefSeq names its product protein GRAVITROPIC IN THE LIGHT 1. The record is from RefSeq and is a predicted model, not a curated record. Gene Ontology annotation, biological process: negative gravitropism; response to red or far red light. The transcript has 2 exons. Lineage: Eukaryota; Viridiplantae; Streptophyta; Magnoliopsida; Rosales; Rosaceae. Bases 1748 to 3307 code for a protein of 519 amino acids.
CCACUGGUUUUCUCUGUGGUGUGGAGUGGUCCUGGUUCUCUCUGGUCCAUCAUUCAUCACAGUGAUUAGUUUUUAGUUACCAUUUUAUUUUUUCUGUAUAAUAGCACUGCCAUGGCUAUACUUUUGUGGGACCUUUUGCUUUUUAUUGUUAAGAAAUGUGUAGAAUUCAGAUUUCUACUGUCCAGUUUGUGGGGUUCCAUACAAGAUCUGUAAGGAGACAGUGAGAGUAGCUAGUUCUAUUACUUCUAUACUUCUAUACAUCUCAUAUACCUUUCUUUUAACGUUCAUGUGAGUCUACAGUAGUGCAGUAGAUGUCAAAGACUGGGAUUGCCAAUAUUGUAACUUUAGUGUAAGUUUAGGUUUAGGCAUUAGGGUCUUCUAUUACUUCAUUUUGGAGUAUUAUACCUAGUUGAGACUUGAGAGUAAAAUUUGGUGGAAGAGAUUGGAUUAGCAACAUGGUCGGUAAAUAUUGUAUUAGAGGACUGCUGAUACUAUAUUAAGGUAUAAAACAUUAAUAUGUGACUUAAGCUUGAGAUUUGUGCAAAAUUAGCUUCUUUAUAAGUUAAGUAGAAUGUGGUUUUAGCUUUUAUUUUACACCAGGGCUUAGAUUGAGAUUGUACAUCCCUUUUUUAAUAUGUAGAAAAAAGAGAGAAGGCAUUGGAACCUUUUUCUGGGUAUUGCAAUGUGUCACUAACAAUAUACGUGUGAAUUGGGAUGCAAAAUUGGGAUGCUUAUGUUUGUCAUUAUAUGGGGGAGCAGGACAAGUGCUUUGGGAAUAGAUUUCCGGCCGUUGGAUUAGAAUAGUUUGAGUCAUAUAUAUCGGCUCAGAUCUCUAUGAGUCAUUAACCAUAAAAACCAUGUCUUUGAUGGUGUGAUGCAUGAGGGAAUAAAAUCCACCGCUUAGUGUAUACGAAAAACCAUGAUUUAAUGGUGCAUAUGAUCCAAAAUUCCUAAUCAGAUUUUCACUAUGAUGGGUCCCUUUCAGUUCAGAUCUUCGGGUAUUGCAGGGAUUGCUUUUAGGACUACUGUUGUAGUUAGUGGGGUGUCUCAGGGAAUCCAAAGGGAUGAUUAUGAAUUUUUAAUCAUUAUUUACGUUUGGCCAAACAUCAGUUUUCUUAUAGUUCGCGUAGAAUCUCAUUGUAGCUCAAUGAACACAUAAAUUGCAAGAAAAGGCUAACUGAGAAUGUGUUCUUGCAAUUAGGGUACUUAUUCGGAAAAAAGUAAAAGCUAUUACCUAAAUUUUGUUGACUUGAAUAGUAGGCAUGACCAAAAGAAAAACAGAAUAGUAGGCAUGACUUGGACCAUAGGGUUAAGAAGGAGAAUGAUAAGAAAAUAUUAAGAGCAAGAAUCACCAAAUGCAAGGUCAUCCAAAUUCUAAUUUUAUAUAUUUUUAUAAAGAAUAUGUUUAACCUUUGAUUUGGAGGGUGUUGAAUUUAAUAAACAUCAUUAAUGCAUGUGUUAUGAUAACUAAGGUUCCGAGUGUUCUAUAUAUAUAAGUAUUUACACGUCUUUUGUGCUUGUGCUUUGAAUAUCUCUUCCACAUCUUCACUGUCUCUACUGUUCAUCUCUGUUUUCUCGCUCCAUUUCCCGCCUUUAAAUCUGCUUUUGUUAGGCUUUCAAAAGAAAGCAAAUCGAAACUUUUAAAGGUGAAAGAGCAAACAAAAAGAAAUUCCAUCCUCCAGUAAUGCCCUUGGUCUAAGUGUUAAAGCAUAUUGCUUUUUAGCUUUCCUUCUACACCCUCAUCAUAAUGGAUUCAGUGAGUCGAUCAGCUGUAACUCCAUCUAAAAGUAGGCUUGCACGAACUAUUGCAAAAGUUCUUCAUCUUCGCACUGUAACAGGAAUUGCCCCCGUUGAUGGGAUUCAGAAAGGUAACUCCCAAGAAAUUGGAAUUCAGAAGGUUAACUACCAAGAAAUUGGGGUUCAGAAAGGCAAGUCCCAAGAAUUUGCUGUUCAGAAAGCCAAGUCCCAAGAAAUUGGGAUUCAGAAAAUUAAGUCCAAAGAAAAUGGAUAUCAGAAGUUCAAAUCGCAAGAAAUUGGAAUCCAGAAAGUUCAGGAUGAUCGGAAUGCUCCCGCUCCCAAGGUUCGGGUUAGUCUGUCUCAAUCGUUUGAGAAGAACAACGACAAGCUUCAGGAAAGAGCUGCCUUGGAAGCUCUUCUUGCAAAGCUGUUUGCCAGUGUUUCAUCUGUUAAAGCUGCUUAUGCUGAACUACAGUAUGCUCAAACACCUUAUGAUGCUGAAGGAAUUCGUGCCGCUGAUCAUACAGUAGUUAACGAGCUGAAGAACUUGUCCGAGUUGAAGAGGUGUUUCUUAAAAAAGGAGUUUGAUCCUUCGCCAGAGACUACUUUUGUGUUGGCUGAGAUUGAGGAACAGAAGAGUGUUCUCAAAACCUAUGAGAUUAUGGGAAAAAAGUUGGAAUCGCAGGUGAGGCUUAAAGACUCUGAAGUAAUAUUUCUUGGUGAGAAGUUGCAGGAAGCCAAUAAACAGAACAAGUUGCUCGAAAAAAGAGUCUACCAAAGUGGGCAGUUAUAUGUGCCUGAGAAUCUUCAUUUAUCUGGUUUAAGUCCUAGCCAUUUCAUUACAGUUCUUCGACACACAGUCAAGUCCAUUCGGAUCUUUGUUAGGAUGAUGAUGGAUGAAAUGAAGUCUGCUGGGUGGGACAUUCAUUCAGCAGCUAAUUCAAUCGAUGGUGGUGAAGUUGUUUAUUGGAAAGAAGACCACAAAUGUUUUGCAUUUGAACACUUUGUUUGCAGGGAAAUGUUUGAUGCUUUCCAACACCCCAACUUCUCACUUCCAAACGAGCUAUUGCCAGAUAAGAAAAAACAGCAGCAACAGCUCUUUUUCGAGAGAUUCACAGAACUCAAACCUUGGAAGGCGAAGGAGUAUCUCUCUCGAAAUCCUAAAUCAGCAUUUGCCAAAUUCUGCCGCGUCAAGUACUUGCGACUGAUCCAUCCUAAGAUGGAAACAUCAUUUGCUGGCGAUCUGAAUCAAAGAAACCUUGUGAAUGCCGGUGAGUUUCCAAGCACCAAUUUCUUUUCUUUAUUUGCUGACAUGGCAAAACGCGUCUGGCUCCUGCAUUUGUUGGCCUUCUCCUUCAAUCCCGAAGCUGCAAUCUUCCAAGUGAGCAAAGGGUGUCGGUUUUCAGAAGUCUACAUGGAAAGUGUGGUAGAGGAAGCCUUCCUUUCAACGGCAUCAGAACCAGUUGUAGGAUUCACAGUUGUUCCAGGAUUCAGGCUCGGUAAAACUGUCGUUCAAUGCCAAGUUUACCUCACCUCUCAGCUACAGUCCAAUCCAGGUAAACAAAGGUAAUGCCAUUGUUGAUCAUCGGAGGUCAAUUUUGAUUCCUUCGGGUAGUUUUGGGUCCACAGCAUAUUACAGUAAUGAAGAAAUAGCCUUUCUGGUUCCUGAUUGUGUUGUGGGCAACUUCCAGUUCGGUCACCUGGACAUUAUUCUCCAUUUGUUUUUCUUUUUCUGCCCAUUCGAAAAAGGAAAGAGCGUCGACCGCUGUGUUGGAGACUUGGAGGUUUACCUUUGGAAUCAUUUCAUUGUUUAAUUUCUUCCUCCAAGGACAUCCCACAAUUUUGUUAAUAUUAGAUCAGUGCCACUGCGCCAGAAGGGAUUAUCUAGCUGUUUUGCAUCACUGUUUCCAGACGUGGCAUGUUUAAUUAUGUAAAUAACAAUGAUAUAUAUAUAUAUAAGAGGUGCAAUUUAGUUUCU